AUGUUUGGUAUUGUAACAUACGGAAUUGCUGCUAUCGAGAACAGUGAACUUUGUAUGUGCAUAAUAUGCGACGAAAUAUUGAGAGCGAAAAGUGUAAGCGAUAUCGCGCUUCAUUACGAUACAAAUCACACUUUUUGUUUCGAUAAAUCACAUACGGAUGUUGUUAAAUUUCUUCGACCAAAGGCCAUCGCGAAGACAGAUCCAAAAACGUUUAUCAAAGAAGAGACAAGCUUCUGUCUUCGGAUGUCGGAACAUAUUGUCAAAUCCACGGCGGGGUAUAUAAUAACAGAAACUAUGAUCAAAUUACCUGAAUUUGAAGAUGUAUUCGAAGCAAUCCUAGAAGAUACUGCAGAGUAUACAACAGAUAAAUUGUUAUUUAACUGCGUAAGAAAAAUGUCCUCUGACAUCAAGAGACAAUUGAUCGAAAAGGUAUGCGAUAAGAAAUUUUCGCUACAGUACGAAGUAACCGAGGAUUACGAACUUCUGAUUAACAUCAGAUUCUUGAACGAGAAUCGUGUCGCCGAACACUUCUUAUCGUACACGAAAUUAUCCACGACCGCGACUGGAUUGGACAUAUUCAACUGUAUAACAACGAGGUUGGGAGAACAUAUGCUGUGUUGGGAGAACUGUGUAUCGUUAUGCGUCGCUGGGGUGUCAGUAAUGUGCGACAGGAUCGGAGAAUUUUAUUGCAAGUUGAACGAAAGUUGUCCGACUAUCGAGUACAUGAGAUGUUUCACGUUUCGAGAUGAAAUUCUGACGGAGAGAAUGCCUAUGGAGCUGGAGCAAGUACUAGAUUCGGUAGCCGAGAUGGUUAGGUACAUCGUAUCCUCACGAGUUGGAUUAAAAGUGUUAAAGGUCCUGUGCGAGGUUUUGGGCCCUCAUUAUGAAACAGUAAUCAUUCACACCGAUUACUGGAUGUUCACUAACGAACUACUCGCAAAAUUCUACGAACACAGAAACGACUUGGCAGACAUUUUUGGUGAUAAAAAACCUGCCUUUGCGGUCUUACUUAAAGACAAAGAAUGGUGUUCAAAACUUGCAUAUCUAGUUGAUAUUUUUGACUGCUUGUACGGAAUUCUCUUGUCCGGCUCGGAGGAAGAUGAUCACAUCAUACGUUGGGAGAUCUUGCUGCAUCUUGCCAUAGAAGAAAUUGGAUCGUGGGAAAGUGAUAUUAAAAACAACGAUUUUCAGAUGUUUCCUAGUUUGUCUGAUACUGACAUGCGUAAUAUUUAUCCUUUAGUUUUAAAGCAUCUUAAGAUUCUGCAGGAGAUAUUACCACGAUAUUUACCUACCUUCGACGCAAGGGAAUACAGGUGGAUCUGUGACCCCUUUAAAGUUCAUACACAAUCGGUUUCACUUUUUUCGAGCAAGGAAGCAACGGAAUUAGCAAGUCUUCAAUCUGAUUUAGAUCUUAAGGAAUUGUUUGAGAAUACAUCACUACUUGAAUUUUGGAUUUCGGUGAAAUCAGUGUGCCCUCAUUUGACAAAUAUUGCUCUACACAUGUUACUACACUUUUCAUCAGCGCGAUUACUUGACGAGGAAUACUCCGAGAUGCUGAACAUUAAGUUCAAGAAGACCUGGCGAUCUGUCGACGUUGAAGAUGAGCUACGAUUGUGUCUGUCUUGCUUUAGACCUUUUAAGUGA
Molecule: messenger RNA, 1644 nt
Organism: Megachile rotundata (alfalfa leafcutting bee)
Lineage: Eukaryota; Metazoa; Arthropoda; Insecta; Hymenoptera; Megachilidae
Product: zinc finger BED domain-containing protein 5-like
Source: RefSeq, a predicted model, not a curated record